AUGCAACAUCGUCUCGACAAGAUUGGACUCAGCCGAGACCUUUCCAGGGUGUUCAAGCCUGUGGUUGAGGCUCAGCGGGAAGCAGCUUCAAAAAUCACCAAAACAAUCGAAGAUUUACCUGCAGCAGUGCCAGCCCUCCCUCCUCCACCGCCCGAGUUUGCUGAUCCACUACCCAUCGCACCACCUACAGACACCGUCCUCGGACCUCGAGCACAGCAAUAUUUGCAGCUCAGUAUGACUCCUUCCGCCGACCACACCUUUGGAUUGCGAUCUGAAAACGAUGGUCUCUUCAUCGGAAGCUCACCAGUUACUUUUGACGAUGAUGAUAUUUUCGUGGAUGGUGUGAGGUACAAAGGAACCCUUGGCCUCUGGGAACUCAUGGUGAAUAAGAAACCAGAAUCGUUUGAGCCCGACGACCUUUACGACUAUGCAGAGAUCCUGAAAAGUUCCGGUGCCAUGUAUCAAGGCAAUUCCACCCUCUCGAGAACCCCGAAGGCGAAUAAGAGUUACAAGUGGAAGGAAAUCGUAUCCCACAUCUACAAGAAGGAUAAGUUUGGCAGUGGGCUGCAAACCGUGUUUCUUCCUUCCAACUUCAAGCAGCUUCUCGAUCGCUUGGAACUGUGUGCUGCAGCAUACCGAGCAGGAAACAAUGGUGUGCGCAACGAAAUUGUGUCGAUUAUCGAUGCUAUGAAAAGGGGUAGACAUAUCAGCAUCGAGGAAUAUAAGGCACUGCAUCGUAGCAUCCUAUAA
This is a messenger RNA of Mytilus trossulus (common blue mussel), 750 nucleotides long. RefSeq lists its product as uncharacterized. Bases 1 to 750 code for a protein of 249 amino acids. The transcript has a single exon. The record is from RefSeq and is a predicted model, not a curated record. NCBI's taxonomy places the organism in Eukaryota, Metazoa, Mollusca, Bivalvia, Mytilida, Mytilidae.